AUGUUGGGCCGAUUGCUCAGUACGGCUGCAUCCAGCCUGAAUCCAGCCACAUACACUUCACGAAGUCAUGGCCCUCCUUUAGAAUCGGUGACUGAAGAGGAACACACGUCCGGUUUAUUGUUCCCAGACGCUAGUCUUCUCCGUCGGUCCAAUGCCAAUACGUUUCCUUUGCAAGCAACAUUUCAUUCGCCAAAUGCCUCGACAGCGGGCGCGUUUGAUGAUCGUGGUGGGAUGGAGCUAGAUUUCAUGAAAGAUUUUCGCGUCAUUGUGGCUCAAAAUGGACUGGGAGACCGCGAUGCAUGCAUUUUACUAGACACACGUGCUUCUGAAGACCAGCCUCCAACAGGCCUUGGGAUUGACUCUCAUGGGGUCGAUCAACCGAGUGCGCGGCAUUCUCGCACCGUCUCCAGCCUCACUCGAGGCUCCCGCCGAACCCACCUAGCCCAAUCCUCCGUCGCUGAAUCCAGCCCUCUGUCAACUGCUGAUUCACGGCGAACGACACCUGCAAGUCCCGGCGCCUUCUCCCGAGCUCGUGGCCGGAGUUCCACUCUAGCACCCGCGGGAACGUGGCAUGAACCUGGGGUUACCCGCCAUGGCUCCGACUCCAACGAUUCAGGUUUGAUCAAUUGCAUCUUUGGUAGCAGCUCUUUCUCCUACGGUACCUCAACCAAAAUGCACAUCAUGUCCGCUGAUGACGACUCGGGGAUGGUGACCAACUCUUCUCCCGCGGUUCGAAGUCCGCUAGCUCGCGCUUACACAACCGGAAGCUCCGCUGGCCCGAUGGGGUCUCCACGAGUCCCUGAAUCAAAGCCCCCUGCGAAGGUCACGGUUCUAGUGACGCGGAUGUUCAGCGUCAGCAUACUGGAAGGUGCCGACGUAUCCACUGAGCGGACUGAAACUGCGAAUGGUAUUUAUCAAGAGUCUCUCCCAGAGAUGGGCUUUCCGUUUCCAGAUGUCUCCAAGCAAAAGAAGAUCAAGGAAAAGAAGACCCCUAUGUACGCAGUUGCAAUCACAAUUCAAGUCCCUCUGCUUGCUCGAGGCUCGGGACGACCUAUGUCCCGGUUCAGCACUCUUGGCCUUGACUCCCCACGACAUGGUUUGUCGAGCUCCUUGGAUUCGAAUUACCGCUGGCCUGGGGCAUUCCUGGAAGAUAGCCUGUCCACUGCAUCACCUCCCGCCAGCCUGGACGAGCGACUCGACCUUCUAGUUGACCACUGGGAUGUCAUAACUAGGACGUUGUCCCACCUGGAAAGACUCGCUAAGAACGAGAUUCUGUUUCUAUUGAAGAAGGUGGAUUCUCUUACGGGGACCCAUCCGAAACCGGCGAAGCCUCCCAACAUGCAGAGGACGAAUCAGACGAGUGUUCAUUUGCCGGCUAAUAUUCUGUCUGUCAAUUCCAAACUCAAGGAGGAAGCAUUUCGCUGCACGCGCCGAAUUGGGUUGGCUUUGCAAAGCCCCUAUGUUCUAACCGGGCAAAGUCGAUGGGGGGUGUGGCGUGAAGAAGGGCGCUCAAUCGUUCGCGCCUUGGGCGAUAAAGACUCCAAUUUCUUCUUUCUGGUGUUGCUGACUGCAUUUUUGGGCAAUCACACAGAAUGGCUGAAUGUUAUCGGGCCUGAAUGGUAUCGCCGACGUCACAGCCAGCAGCAAAAGGCUCGGCAGGACAUAGAUCCUGUCUUGACCCAUCGAACUGUGAUUGUUUGCCCCGACAAAAUGACUGCGCGUCGCCUCAUUUUCCUGCUUUCUGCUUUCAUCCCCUCCAAGCAACGAUUGGAACCCUUGCCGUCCCCCAUGCGGCCUGGCACAUCGACUUCCAUGCGUGCGGUUUCUCAAAGCCCGCCUACCGUGCCAGUCCUUCGACAAGAAUCACUACGUAGAGCGAUUGAACGACGUGCUCGCGCACAGCGCCUCAUGUCCGGCGAUGGUGAUCACCACCGUCGGUCCGUUAGUGUGUCCUCGCAAGAUGUCCCUUCGCGGCCGUCAGAAAUGACCGAUGCAAUGAAUUUUGUACCGUCCACUGCCGCGGCUCGGCGUGGGUCAGAUGCACGUUCUAUAAAGACGUUGAGUGCAACAAUUCAACCUAAGGAUGUGCGGGCACAGAAUACCAGUGGUGCCACGAUCUCCAUGACAACUCAAAGUAGCACAGUCCCCGUGCCCCAUUUCACUUCACAGCAAAGUCGCUCGAGCCAGGGAGGAUCUGACCGCAAUGUCGCAGAUGCCAAUGAAAGCCUCGCAUCGGAGACCUUGCUGAAAAAUCUACAGCGGAGUGAUAGCUCAUUCUCAGCCGCCAACGGUAGUCUUCCGACAACCGGAGGGCGCUGGGGUGGGAUUUUCUCAGGUCUUUGGAGCUCUCGACAUGAGUCCUCUACUGAUGGACCUGAUUACUAUUCUCCAGCAGAGGCUCGUAAACGUUCUGUAUCCACUGUGUCGGGAAUACCUCCUCGGGCGCCGCCCACUCUCUCCCAGAUGGUGAAAGAGGUUACUGAGACUGAGGCGGAGCAUCAGCGCACGGCCGCGCCGAGCGAAAACAUCACCAUUCCAGCCAGUAAUCAUGGCAAUGAUAAGGAUUCUCCCGAGCCGUCAUCUCUCACAAGCCAGGUUCGGGAGUCACCUCUUAAACUUUCCGUUCGUGCAGACGAGGGUGUGGUGGAUGUCGAUCUACCUCUCCCGGGGUUCCUAUCACUUUCAUCUUCUGGAGAUUCCACCAUUGCUUCUCCUAGAAAAACUCGAGCAUCGGUAACGAGUAUGGAUGCCAUGGCCUCCACCCACAGCAGUGGGUCCGGGUUCCAUGGCACUGCAAAGGAAGCUGACGGCCCCAGCACUCAUGUCGCAGGAUGGCUCAAGCAUUUCCAUGAAGAUUUUUCGCUUCAAGCUGUUCGGCCUUACAACGCCAUCGAGGCUGAUAUUAGAAGAGCGAUGCGAGCGGAGCCGACGCCAAACAUUGCGUCGAGUCCUGAUGCGGAAGGCGCAGAGAAGUGGGUAGAUGUAGCAUCAACAUUGAUUGCCGACACCCGAAGCUCUUCCGUCAAGCUUCUUAAGCUGCGCCGCAAGAUCGUCAUUGGGCAACCAUAUGGACACUCACCUCCGUCGCCCGUCAGCGCCCUUUAUACAGGGGGCAAUCGCCAGCCAGGCGGCAGUGCAAGCUCUGGCCCCCAGUUCUCUGGUUCUUAUGCAAACCAAGGGAAGUCUCCGGACGUGCCUUUCCCAGAAACCUAUGUGCCAACGCAUGUGGAGGAGAAAUUUGUUGAGGAACCCGUCAUGGACCUGGACGGAAUUCUCGUGGAUGCUGUGGAGCGGGUGCUUGGCCAGAGUGGCUCCUCAUCACUUGCCCACUCUCGGGCGCCCUCUCCAUCGCGGGCUCGCCGUGGGGAAGAAAAGCCCCAAACAACGUCUCGGAGCGAAGAAACUCCUCCCAUAGAAGUGCCGCGGGCUGAAUGCCGCAAGAUCAUUCUGGGAGCUCUCGAGGAAGUUGUUCGGAUGGUUACCAUGGAACACUGCCAGGAAGACUCAGAUGUGGGGAUAGGCGUUGCCGACCGCGAGCAAAGAAGAGCACUGGCAGGUGCUGAUAACUUCCUGCGUCAAGGGAUUCGGCGAUGGCUACUUGAGGUAGAGGAAUGUUGGUGA
This is a messenger RNA of Penicillium oxalicum, 3621 nucleotides long. RefSeq lists its product as uncharacterized. Gene Ontology annotation, molecular function: protein-folding chaperone binding; ATPase inhibitor activity. The transcript has a single exon. The record is from RefSeq and is a predicted model, not a curated record. Gene Ontology annotation, cellular component: cytoplasm. NCBI's taxonomy places the organism in Eukaryota, Fungi, Ascomycota, Eurotiomycetes, Eurotiales, Aspergillaceae. Bases 1 to 3621 code for a protein of 1206 amino acids.